This is a messenger RNA of Arabis nemorensis, 273 nucleotides long. NCBI's taxonomy places the organism in Eukaryota, Viridiplantae, Streptophyta, Magnoliopsida, Brassicales, Brassicaceae. The record is from the annotation of a GenBank genome assembly.
AUGGUUGAGAUGAGAGAGCACAUCGUUCGAGAGAAGUGGAUCCAAAUCGAGAAGGCUAAGAUCUUGCGUGAGAAGGUCAAAUGGUGUUAUCGCGUCGAAGGUGUUAACCAUUACCAGAAAUGUCGUCAUCUUGUUCAGCAGUAUCUCGAUUCCACUCGCGGUGUUGGUUGGGGAAAAGACCAUCGUCCUAUCUCGCUUCACGGUGAGGCCCCAAGCCUGAGGCUGUUGAAGUUGAAGCUGAAUAAUGCUUUGCGCCUCAGCAAUCUGAGGUGA